CGUCGCUUCCAAUCCAACUUGUACCUACUUCGUUUGGAUUUUUGUAGUAGAGGUGCCUUUCUCUAAACUUGCAACAUAACGUAGCUAUUAGUUCAGUGUUUUCAAUCAAGAAAGCUGGCGGGUGUGCAAAUGUGUUAAAAUUGUAGUGGUAGCGUUAGAUUACAUGAAAACUACGUCUUAAUAACGUUGCUAAACAAUAAAAUAGUUAAUGAAAUAGUCAAGGUAAGUGCUUCACGUUUGCUGUGUGGUAUUACGAACGUGAUAAGGGCUAACUUAUUCCUGCGAGUUUUCAUCUUGAAAAUUUCCACUCGUGAACUUUCAAAGUAAAGUUUCUAGGAAGUUCUUUGUUGACUUCAAACUUUUUCGGAGUUCGCCGUAUCGAGGGAACGAUGAACUUGAACCAACAACAAGUGGCAUGAAAAGUUAGCCCAGAAAAUAGUGAAACUUAGGAUUUUCGUCGCCAUUUUAUUUUUUGUAGUACUGGAAAAGCGGCCAUUUUCUUUGUGCCGCGUCGCUUACGACAAGACGUAUGUGGUCCGUAAAGUUAAAUUAGUUAAGUUGGGGCGUGAUCUCAUCUCGUCAUAUGAAGUGAUUCGGGCUACGGGCGCGGCGAGUGGCAAACAUCAUGGAUGACGACCAACAGUUCUGCUUGAGGUGGAACAAUCACCAAUCAACGUUGGUGUCCGUAUUUGACACUCUAUUAGAAAAAGGCAUUCACGUGGACUGCACCCUGGCGGCAGAAGGACAGACUCUAAAGGCACAUAAAGUGGUCCUAUCAGCGUGCAGUCCGUAUUUCGAGAGUGUACUAUCUCAGCAAUAUGAUAAGCAUCCGAUAAUAAUAUUGAAAGAUGUGAAAUAUGCAGAGUUGAGAGCGAUGAUGGAUUAUAUGUAUCGUGGAGAAGUGAACAUAUCGCAGGAUCAGCUAGCUGCAUUAUUGAAAGCAGCAGAGUCCCUGCAGAUCAAAGGGCUGAGUGAUAACAAACCAUCACGACCGCCCUCUCGCCCCGCCGCGCCCGCCCUGCCGCCGCGACCGCCCUCACCAGCACACCCGCCACAGGUCAGAGACGGCAGCAUAGACAGUCGCGAAGGUUCCGCGAGUCCCACGAGGCGCAGAAAGAAAGCGCGCCGCGCCUCCACCGAGAGCGCGGCGCCGGGCGUGGGGGCGGGGCCGGGCGCGGGGGCCGGAGUGGGGGUGGAGGGGCCCGCGGGGAACGGGCCCGGGGCCGCGUGCAAGGAGGAGCCGCCGCGCGACAACGUCGAGGACCUCACGCUCGACGACGAGCCCGACGACCCGCCGCACUCACACAACGACGUCGUACGCAAUUUUCAAUGGCACAUGGAACGAUCUCAAGAUGAAAUCAUGAACUCAAACGACAGCGCCAGAGACUCGCAAGUUGCACAGUUUUACACUCCUUAUAUAUUGGGUUAUGGUAACCCGGGUUUGAGCAGCGGUAAGGCCGGGUGGACACUGUAUGAAUGCGUGGAUUGUGGAAACAAAUAUAAGCACAAAGGGUCGCUCCAGCGGCACAUAAAGUAUGAGUGCAGAAAACAACCGAGUUUCAAGUGCCCUUACUGCGUGUACCGAGCCUAUCAGAAGCAUAAUCUAUUGCUGCACGAACGACAUCUACAUAAAGACUUGCCGGAGAAAGUGGACUUCGUGUCAGAAUGACCCGCCGAGGUGUCAAUUUGUAAUAAUUUGCAAUUUUGCAAACGCUGAAUGAGAGUUUAGUCAACCUCUUACUUAUACAAAGAAGACUUCAAGAAUCCAAAGGAGAUAAUUAUAGAAGUGUUAUUUAUAACGUUAUAUAUUUGCAAAUAAUUUAUACUUAAUUGCCAAAGAAUGACCGGUUAUGUUUUCAUGUUACUGGUUAAUCUAUAUUAUUAAAAAUUAUUAGAUUUUUUUAUAUAACGACUGUUUCAUCUCGCUUUAAGAACAUGUUGUGUUGAAUCAUGUUUUUCACGAUUAUACGCCCCAAUUUGCUAACUGAAGUUAUAAUAUAGUGUUAGUAGAUCCUUCGAGCCGGAUAUAAAGAAAUCUUUUCUAACAUAUUAUGCCACCAAAUUUGAUGCAAUUGAUUGCAAUGAAAUCUCAUAAAUAUUUAUCUUUCUAUUUAAGAUGCGUCCAACAUUUGCAUCCUAUUUUAUUUAAUUUAAAAGAUUGGCGUUAUUAAACUAACAUAAUAUUAAGUAUACCGUGGCAGCUACGAUGUUCCUUUUUAUUUGCCGUUAUUUAACUCGAAAAAGAUAAUAUUGUAUAAAAUAUCUAACAUCCAAAUUAAAUUAGCUCAUGAUUUAGUAAGGCAAAAUAUUCUGUAAAAUUGUAUGUAGUACGUAGUAUUAUCUCUUGUAGCACUACUUAAUUAAUAUUUCAUUAGUAGAAGUUAAUUACAAUAAAGACAAUUUUAUUGACAUCAGUUGUGGGUAGGUAUCACAUAAUUAUAUAUUUCAACAAAAACUGGUCAAUUCUAUCAUCACACAACUGGUGUUUGUAAUUAGUUAGGAUAAAAUAAAUAGCUGCCAUUAAACGAAGAUUCCGAUGUAUCGAUGAAUAUACACACUAAUUAUAUAUUAAAUUAUCAAAUUGCUUAAACUUGCUGCCCCACGGUUAUAUAAUAGUAUUUUUUUCAGUUCAAUUCGCAACCAAAUGAUCAUUAAUUAAAGAGUUGUGAUGUUCGCCCGACAUUCGUGUGAUUAACGGACCAAUAAAUUAUUAAACAACUUAUAAUAAAACUAUUAAUAAAUAAUGUUGAAUUAUCAAUUUGUUACAACUAAAGAAGGUAUAAAAAAGUUAAUUUAUUAAAAACCGUAGGGCAACAUGGAACAGACGGAUCAUUGAAUUUCUUAAUAUAUUCUGAUUAGCAAAUAGAUAUGUGAACUGUUAAUUUUUCAUGCGAGUUAUUGCAAAGGACUAUAAUUAAGAAGUGUUACGCAAGACAUUGUAUGUUUUCGAUUAUUUUAUAUGCUUAUGUGUUAGUCGGUAUUUUUUUAAGUAACUAUACAUAUUGUUAUAUAUUUUCUUGUUCUUGUUAUUAAUGUUUUAGCGUGUGUUCCUUGUUACCAAAGAUAUAAUAACUGUACAGUUUUGCCAUACUUAAUGUUUGUAUUAUGGAUACAGUAUUCUUGUUAAAUUGUAUAUUUUUUUGCAUUUGUUACUGUUAUCUAAGUUACCUUAUAAAGUGCAAAUUAUAAAUUCUGCAAUAUUUUAAACCAAAGAAUGAUGCAGUCAAUCCUCAGGAUUGGUAAUGUAAGUGCCUUAAAAUACAAUGAAAAUGAUGAUAUUGUUUUCUAAGAAAAAAUAUUUUUAUAGUUAAGGAAACAAGUUUUGUAAGUUUUUUAAGAUGAAAGUGUGGAUUGUUGAAACUCCACUAAUAUAAUAUUUUCAGUGUUUAUUGAUUUGAAUGGAAUAUAUAAGUAAGCUUAGAAAUAAGGAAACUUGUUACGUAAUAAUAUUUAAAAAAACAUGAACCCACCCACCAAGAUAAGAUUUUGAAAAAUAUUUGUUAAUAAUUAUAAUUUAACUAAACCAAAUAACGAGACAAUUACAAAAAUAUGUUUCGAAACUACCACUCGAUUCUAAUAAUCAAUCACAUAGGCAGCUGGUGGCUUAUGGUACAGUCGACUGCACUCGGGUUAUUUUAAACAGUAAUGCAUAGUAGAGUAACAUUUAUUACUUUCUGGUAACCUGAUGUGCUGAUAUUCCAAUUUAAAUAUUAGUUUUUGAUUAAUUGAAUAUAAAUAAAUUUGAUAAACUAAUUAUGUGCCUUCAGAGUCGGCAUAUUUAUCAUACCAAUAUUUUGAGAAAUGGCUGUUCACUUUCGAAAAUGUAAUUCCUUAAUUGUACAGUCGACAACACGUCAGGUUAUACAAAACUCUUCAAUUUCCCCCACUCGAUUAUAACCUAAAUAUAUUAUAGUCAUAGAGCCAAAAUCGAUAGCGGAAAUUCGAC
Diatraea saccharalis (sugarcane borer) is the source of this 3946-nucleotide messenger RNA. Lineage: Eukaryota; Metazoa; Arthropoda; Insecta; Lepidoptera; Crambidae. The record is from the annotation of a GenBank genome assembly.